This is a messenger RNA of Danaus chrysippus (African queen), 297 nucleotides long. Lineage: Eukaryota; Metazoa; Arthropoda; Insecta; Lepidoptera; Nymphalidae. The record is from the annotation of a GenBank genome assembly.
AUGACUGAUGGAGGUGGAGCUCAUACAAGUGAAGACAGUUGUGACCCUCAGGAGUUGAGGGUGUGUAGACGGAACACCUCGUACUGCAGUUGUGCCCGAGACUCGUUCAUGUUCGUGUGUUCGCCGUCGGCGAGUGAUCUCCUGCGUCGUAUGUCGUGGGUGUUAGCUCAGGACGUGGCUGCCUGCAGUCAGCACCCUCGAGCACAUUGUUCUGCUCCUCCUCCUCACACACAACGCAGACAACUCUCAGUCAUCUCGGUUCUGUCAGGACUUGUGCUCUUUCCGUACGGGUUCUGA